Messenger RNA from Colletotrichum higginsianum IMI 349063, 1629 nucleotides. Its product is annotated as UDP-glucose 6-dehydrogenase. Bases 1 to 1629 code for a protein of 542 amino acids. NCBI's taxonomy places the organism in Eukaryota, Fungi, Ascomycota, Sordariomycetes, Glomerellales, Glomerellaceae. The transcript is spliced from 2 exons. Gene Ontology annotation, biological process: glycosaminoglycan biosynthetic process; polysaccharide biosynthetic process. Gene Ontology annotation, cellular component: nucleus; cytosol. The record is from RefSeq and is a predicted model, not a curated record. Gene Ontology annotation, molecular function: NAD binding; UDP-glucose 6-dehydrogenase activity.
AUGAGGUCGUCGUCACAAAGAAAGAAGACGAUUGCGUGUGUUGGGGCCGGAUACGUGAUACAUAUGCUGACGAUGGUUGCCGCGCAGGGUGGCCCAUCCAGUGCCAUACUUGCCUUUCAAGUCCCCGAGAUUGACGUCCAUGUCUUGGACAAAAGCGACUCGCGGGUUGCGGCAUGGAACUCUGAUCGUCCACCUAUCAGCGAGCCCGGGCUACACGAUGUAGUUCGGGCGACCCGGGAACGGGCUCGGCCGAACCUCUUCUUUUCCACCGAUAUGGACGGUCUGAUUCCCAAGGCAGACAUCAUCUUCAUCGCUGUUCAAACCCCUCCUACACCGGAAGACGAUAGGAGCGGUUGUGACGGAGUAGCCCCCGACCUCAGGAGCUUCAACGCCGCAGUCCAACAGAUAGGAAGCCUGCUCACUAAAGACGCCAUUCUCGUCAAUAAGAGCACUGUCCCGUGCGGAGCGGCUGAAGAGACGGCCAGGCUGCUCCAGUCACGGCUACGCCCUGGGAUCAAGUGCGAGGUUCUCUCAAACCCGGAAUUCUUGGCCGAGGGCACUGCGGUCGAAGACCUGCUCAACCCGGAUCGCGUCUUGAUCGGUUGCUCCUCGUCACACGCUGGCAGGGCCGCUGCAGCUGUUCUGGGCGACCUAUACGCUCGAUGGGUGCCGCGGGAACGCAUUGUAACCAUGGGUACGCGCUCCUGCGAGCUGUCCAAACUGGCUGCAAACAUGCUCCUGUCCCAGCGUAUCAGCAGCAUCAACGCCCUAAGCGCCAUAUGCGACAAACUGGACGCAGAUGUCACCGACGUCUCGCGUGCCUGCGGCAUGGACCGGCGAAUCGGUCCCCAUAUGCUUCGAGCAUCUAUCGGGUUUGGCGGCAGCUGUUUUCGCAAAGACGUACUCCACCUCGCCCACACUGCAAGGAGCCUCGCGCUCGAUGAGGUGGCAGGGUACUUUGGCAGCAUUGCGACCCUUAACAAACACCAGACUGAGCGGUACGCAAGAAGACUACUUCAACACAAUGUACAGGGUGCAAGACUUCAAAUCGUGGCGGUGCUUGGGUUUGCUUUCAAGCCUAAUACUGGCGAUACCCGCGACUCGCCGGCUAUUUCCUUCAUCCGGUGCUUGGUUCUUGAUGGCGUCUUUGUCAAAGUGUUUGAUCCUAUUGUGCCCAAGUCGAGGAUCUUAGAUGACGUGAAGGCUAGCCUCCAAGGCCUAGCCUUUAUUGCCGAAUCUCGCCUGGCUGUGAGUGAGGAUCCAUAUGAAGCUUGCGACGGUGCCAACGCGGUGGCUAUACUCAACCCUUGGGACGCUUUACAAUUCGAAACUACCCAGAGUGAUUCAGGUAGGUUGCACCGAAAAACCCUGUUCCCCAGAUUUCUGUUGCCUGGACUGGGCUUGGAUAACAUUCAAGCAGACGAAGAACCCUCUAGGAGAGUCCAGUGGGAGAUGAUCGCACGCUCCAUGAAGCACCCCAAGCUCUUGUUUGAUGGUCACAACUUCCUUAACCGGAAUAUAACGUCCCUAGGGUUUGACCUCCAAGGCAUCGGGCGACUUUCACCACCAAGGACUACACGCGGUCGGGGGGGAUCUUCAACUACCUUUACUCCUCGCUCAUCCCUGUAG